This is a messenger RNA of Salvelinus namaycush (lake trout), 5738 nucleotides long. RefSeq names its product ELAV-like protein 1. Bases 277 to 1338 code for a protein of 353 amino acids. Gene Ontology annotation, cellular component: ribonucleoprotein complex. The transcript has 7 exons. The record is from RefSeq and is a predicted model, not a curated record. NCBI's taxonomy places the organism in Eukaryota, Metazoa, Chordata, Actinopteri, Salmoniformes, Salmonidae. Gene Ontology annotation, molecular function: RNA binding.
UUUGGUGCCUGCGAGAAGGAGCUGCCAGCUAACGUUAGCUAGCUAAAAAAAACGGAACGAUUGACAGACAAGAACAGCGAAAGCACCAACAACAAAAAGCUGGUGCGUCAGAAGGGGGAGGCCCAAUUUACCGUUUCGUUUUUGUUUAGCUCAUUAUUAAUUUUGUUUGAAAACAAACCCUACCCCCUCCUCACCCCUAUUAUUUUUUUGUUUGUCCCAUAUACAUUAUUUUGUUUGUGAUACCUCCUCCAGCUUUGGGAGCAGUGAGGGGUCUUCAUGGCUGUUCGAAGAGGCCACAUCAGGUACCUAAAAGAGGUGUAUGACAUGUCCAACGGCUACGAGGAUCACAUGGGAGGAGGAGAUGAGGUGACGGAUGCCAAGACCAACCUGAUAGUCAACUACCUUCCCCAGAGCAUGAGCCAGGACGAGCUACGCAGCCUCUUCAGCAGUAUUGGCGAGGUGGAGUCCGCCAAGCUCAUACGGGACAAAGUGGCAGGUACGGAACACCUUGUCCCACAAUGCACUACAGGCCACAGUUUAGGGUACGGAUUUGUUAACUAUCUUACCCCUAGCGAUGCAGAAAGAGCUAUCAAUACUCUGAAUGGACUAAGGCUACAGUCUAAAACUAUCAAGGUUUCAUAUGCGCGGCCGAGCUCUGACACCAUUAAAGACGCCAACCUGUACAUCAGUGGCCUGCCCAAGACCAUGACCCAGAAAGACGUGGAGGACAUGUUCGCUCGCUACGGACGCAUCAUCAACUCCCGGGUGCUGGUCGACCAGGCCUCGGGCCUGUCUCGGGGGGUGGCAUUCAUCCGGUUUGACAAGCGAGCAGAGGCCGAGGACGCCAUCAAAGACCUGAACGGACAGAAACCUCCCGGAUCUGCUGAGCCAAUCACAGUGAAGUUUGCUGCCAGCCCCAACCAGGCCAAGAACACUCAGCUCAUCUCUCAGCUCUACCACAACCAGGGACGACGCUUUGGAGGGCCAGUUCACCACCAGGCUCAGAGAUUCAGGUUUUCUCCGAUGUCUGUGGACCAUAUGAGCGGUAUGUCUGGGGUGAGUGUGCCGGGGAACGCCACCUCUGGCUGGUGCAUCUUCAUCUACAACCUGGGCCAGGACGCCGACGAGGGCAUCCUGUGGCAGAUGUUCGGGCCCUUCGGCGCCGUCACCAACGUCAAGGUCAUCCGCGACUUCAAUACCAACAAGUGCAAAGGCUUUGGCUUUGUUACCAUGACGAACUACGAGGAGGCGGCCAUGGCGAUCGGCAGCCUCAACGGUUACCGCCUCGGGGACAAGAUCCUACAGGUGUCGUUCAAGACCAGCAAAGGCCACAAGUAGAGAGAAAUAGUGGGGGGGAUAGAGGGAGGAGAGAAACCUCACGCCAGGCUUCUAAUAUGGAGGGUAAAUUGCCACAGUUUGACAAAACAAACUUGUUUUUAGCGUUAUCUCACUAAGCCCAUUCUCACUCUGCAUCUUUGUACUAGUCUAACAGAGAGUCUAGGCUGAGUUUGAUAUUUCUCUUGUUUUUUUUACUCAUGGUUUGGGAUGUUUCAAACGCAGUUCUCAAUGUCCAUCCUGAUAUGGUGACCAAUUUCACGAUUCAAGACUAGAUUGUUUUUCCUGUGAGACUAAACUAGUGUCACUAUGUGCCAUAUGAAUGGUAGGACCACGGUAGGGACUUGGAGAAGGAUGCACCACAUUCAUGCGUCUAGUCCCCCACUGUAGGAGGAAGCAUGCUGUCUUAGACGCUGGUUCCAGUGUAGCCUGUACCCUGUCAAGCCAUCCACUGUCUCCAGCCAUUCUAAAAGAAAAGCACUUUUUAAAUCCUUAUUGUAUAAUGUCAGCCGUUUUGACGUAAAUCAUACAUUGGUCUUCUCUCACCUUGCAGAAUCAGUUUUAUACACAGCAAGUUAGGUACUGAAUGGUACCAUUUACAUAGCAGCGCGUGUGUCCUGUUUUUGGGGGUCUUUUAAAAGUUGAAUCUCUGAGAGGCCAUGUAAAAAGGUCUGGAGAUUUUAAAGUAGGAAAGUGUUUAAGAAGGACCAAAGAAAUGGAAGGAUAAGCUCGAACUGCCCCAGGGCCCGUAUUCAAAUGCUGAUCAAGGAUCAGUUUGGCCUUGUCGAUCCUAGAUCAGCAUUCAGUCCUCUGAGAAGCUUUUGUGAAUAGGGAAGAUGCUUACCGUUAUUAUUCAUUUCCCCUCACCAGUAGUAGUUUGGACAUCUGAACAACCGGUACGAAGGCUGAAUCUAACAAAGUGGGGCAACACUGCUCUCUCAUCCAGUUUGCUGUUUUUGUAAAAAAAACUAAGUUGUCUCUAUCUUUUGAUGUUUUUCUUGAAUUUUCUUUCUGAGAGAGACUAACUUUUCUUUUUUCGUCGAAGCGUAGAUUACUGAUCGUAGAGUUGGAAGAGUUUUUAUUUAAUUUUUUAUGCUCAUCUCGAGCUAAAGAAGAAUUUAUGGCCUUUGUGAUUUAUUUUUGUUGGUAUAGAUUUGUUUUGAUUGUUUUACUUUGCAUAUGCAAUCAUUAAAUUUUAUUUAGAUUUGACUCAACAUUUUGGUUUUGUUUCUUUUAUUUCUUCAGAUUUGGUUUGGGGUUUUUCUUUGGGGUUUUCUGUUUAGAUUGUAGAAGCUACAGACACCAGACUGCUAAUAUGAUGAUACUACAGUAUGACACUACUCGCCGCACUCCCAUUGAGAUAUUACAGGAUGUUUGAAUGGUCAACAUAAGGUUUAGCUAGACUCCAAGAUGGUCUGAAGGCCAAGAGGAUGCAGUCUCCAGUAUAAAACACCUCAGACUUUGGCCUUAUUUUCAUUCAAACUUAUGUGUGAAACAUGAGGCAGAGGGCUUUCAAGGUUUCAAAGAUGGGAGUCCUCCAGUUGAGGUACUGAAACAGUCUUGUUCCAUGUUAAUAGCAUCUAGGAGUUACUGAUGAACCCAUAAGGAGUCUUCUAAUACAGGUACUGCAGGAGGCAGUUUGUCACUUAUGGACCUUCUUUGAUCUGCCUUGCGGCCAACAAACACAGUCACCCUGAGAAACUGCCAUUUAAAAAAAAUGUGCAAUAACCUAAGAGCUUGGGUAAAAAAAAGAAGCUAAACCCAGGCAUAUUCAAGUGACGUUUUUAGACUUAAAAUAAGAGGACUCUGUAAUCGGGAAGAAGACUGGCGGUUGGUUUGACAUCAAGCGAAUAUUCCUACAUCUGUUUUUAACAUAUCUUGGUUGUGCACUUUUCAUCACCAAGGCCUUUUCUAUGUAGGUUUGAGAAUGUAGUCUGUUGGAGAGAAAAUAACUGACUACAGCAUCACAACACAGGAUCCGACAACUGGCUUUAGUUAGUUUCCUGCUGCAGCAGAUCUAGGAGCAGUUUACCCUUACACGGUCCUAACCUUCACCAUAAUGGGUGACACUUGUUUUAGAAAAUUAGGGCCUUGACUCCUGGACUUUCAAUAGAGAUUCUCCAUUGAGCAUGAUUUUAUGUCCAGAAGUAGGCUUCAUCUGGGUUCUGGGAACAGCCUAGAAACCAGACUGUAUAAUUCUCUCUUCUAAAAGUAUUGUGAUCUCUUGUCUUCAGAUCUGUAAAGCCUUACUAGUUUCCACAUGUGGACAAAAAUUACCGCUCCUGUCACAGGGAUAUCCUCUAUGUAAGCCUCAAGUUAGUCACUAUUGUUUUUAAGGAGAACAUUGAAAUAUCUCACGGAACAGUCCUGAUCAGAAUGCAUGCAAUAUGUGGUGGGUCUUUAAAAAAAUUAUGGACCAGAAACGGUACUAGAGUGGUUAUUCUGAACUGGAAACAGCACUGGAGAGAGUGGUUAUUCUGAACUGGAAAUGGUACUAGAGAGAGUGGUUAUUCUGAACUGGAAAUGGUACUAGAGAGAGUGGUUAUUCUGAACUGGAAACGGUACUAGAGAGAGUGGUUAUUCUGAACUGGAAACGGUACUAGAGAGAGUGGUUAUUCUGAACUGGAAACGGUACUGGAGAGAGUGGUUAUUCUGAACUGGAAACGGUACUGGAGAGAGUGGUUAUUCUGAACUGGAAACGGUACUGGAGAGAGUGGUUAUUCUGAACUGGAAACGGUACUAGAGAGAGUGGUUAUUCUGAACUGGAAACGGUACUAGAGAGAGUGGUUAUUCUGAACUGGAAACGGUACUGGAGAGAGUGGUUAUUCUGAACUGGAAACGGUACUAGAGAGAGUGGUUAUUAUGAACUGGAAACGGUACUGGAGAGAGUGGUUAUUAUGAACUGGAAACGGUACUGGAGAGAGUGGUUAUUCUGAACUGGAAACGGUACUGGAGAGAGUGGUUAUUCUGAACUGGAAACGGUACUGGAGAGAGUGGUUAUUCUGAACUGGAAACGGUACUGGAGAGAGUGGUUAUUCUGAACUGGAAACGGUACUGGAGAGAGUGGUUAUUCUGAACUGGAAACGGUACUGGAGAGAGUGGUUAUUCUGAACUGGAAACGGUACUGGAGAGAGUGGUUAUUCUGAACUGGAAACGGUACUAGAGAGAGUGGUUAUUCUGAACUGGAAACGGUACUGGAGAGAGUGGUUAUUAUGAACUGGAAACGGUACUGGAGAGAGUGGUUAUUAUGAACCGGAAACGGUACUGGAGAGAGUGGUUAUUAUGAACCGGAAACGGCACUGGAGAGAGUGGUUAAUAUGAACCGGAAACGGUACUGGAGAGAAUGGUUAUUAUGAACCGGAAACGGCACUGGAGAGAGUGGUUAUUAUGAACCGGAAACGGCACUAGAGAGAGUGGUUAUUAUGAACCGGAAACGGCACUAGAGAGAGUGGUUAUUAUGAACCGGAAACGGUACUGGAGAGAGUGGUUAUUAUGAACCGGAAACGGUACUGGAGAGAGUGGUUAUUAUGAACCGGAAACGGUACUGGAGAGAGUGGUUAUUAUGAACCGGAAACGGUACUAGAGAGAGUGGUUAUUAUGAACCGGAAACGGUACUGGAGAGAGUGGUUAUUAUGAACGGGAAACGGCACUGGAGAGAGUGGUUAUUAUGAACGGGAAACGGUACUAGAGAGAGUGGUUAUUAUGAACUGGAAACGGUACUAGAGAGAGUGGUUAUUAUGAACUGGAAACGGUACUAGAGAGAGUGGUUAUUAUGAACCGGAAACGGCACUAGAGAGAGUGGUUAUUAUGAACCGGAAACGGUAUUAGAGAGAGUGGUUAUUAUGAACCGGAAACGGUACCGGAGAGAGUGGUUAUUAUGAACCGGAAACGGCACUGGAGAGAGAGGUUAUUAUGAACCGGAAACGGUACUGGAGAGAGUGGUUAUUAUGAACAGGAAACGAUACUGGAGAGAGAGGUUAUUAUGAACCGGAAACGGUUCACUUGCUUGACUUUGUUCUCAUCCUUUUGAUAUUAUUUUUCUAUUGAGUUCUACUAAUCAGCUCUUGCUUUGCUAGCUUCUCAGAGUGCUACUAUGUUGAAAUGCUAGUGAGGUUCCUGGAAUAACUGAAUUAUGAUUAACUGUUUUUAGCCUUAAUGUAUGUGGGAGAGAUGGAAGAACGUGGCAACAGCAGUGGAGGCACAAAGAUGUAAUUUAUUUGACUUGUAUGUAGUUUUACAUGUUUGUAAAUUCUUCGUGUUGGGAGUUUUUUUCCUUUUGACUUUUUUAAUGGAUUCAUUUUGAUUUCCUGUUUGGUUUUGGAGGAAGGCCUGUUCAGAACCUGUCUAACACACAAUUACUUUGAAUAAAAUAUCUGAAAGCUUUAUAAAGCUCAGCAGGAUCA